Messenger RNA from Lodderomyces jiufengensis, 2043 nucleotides. Its product is annotated as DEAD/DEAH box helicase. Gene Ontology annotation, molecular function: hydrolase activity; ATP binding; DNA binding. NCBI's taxonomy places the organism in Eukaryota, Fungi, Ascomycota, Pichiomycetes, Serinales, Debaryomycetaceae. Bases 1 to 2043 code for a protein of 680 amino acids. The transcript has a single exon. The record is from RefSeq and is a predicted model, not a curated record.
AUGAACCAUCAACUACUCAGAAGAGCACUUAAUACUAUAUAUGGUAGAUCAUGCACUAGAAUUAUACGGCAUUUCCAUUCAUUAAAACCACUUAGCCAAGUAAUCUCAUUACCAUCAUCUGCAAACGAUCAGAUUUCCACUACAAAUAAACUCAUACCUGAAUUUCAAGCCGCGUUUAAUAAUGUCAAUAAUCACCAGUACAAAUUACGAGAUUACCAAGAAGAAGCAGUUAAUGCCGUCCUUGAAAGUUUAGAUAGUGGCAUAAAAAGACCUGCUGUGGUAAUAGCAACAGGUGGAGGUAAAACAGUUGUAUUUUCACAUUUAAUUAAUCAUCUAAAGCCCUUAGAUUCAAAACGAGGAAAUAAGGUCUUAGUACUAGCACAUACGGAAGAAUUAAUAGAUCAAGCAGCUAAUAAGAUUAGAACUAUGAAUCCUCAAUUGAAAGUUGAUAUUGAAAUGAGGAGAUUAAAAGCUGGACCAGAUUGUGAUGUAGUGGUUGCAUCAGUACCAAGUUUGAAAAGUAGGAAAAGAUUGGAAAGAUAUAAUCCAAUGGAGUUUAAAAGUAUUAUUAUUGAUGAAUGUCAUCACGCACCAGCAAUUUCUUACAGGAAAAUUUUGAAGUACUUCAAAGCUUUAGAUGAUAAUCCUACAAUUAGUGUGAUUGGAUUUACAGCAACUUUUAUUAGAUUAGAUGGACAAGCUUUAGGACAUGUUUUUGAAAAAAUAGUAUUUGAAAGAUCUUUAAGUAAUAUGAUAUCAAGUAAAGAAUUAGCUGAUGCUAGAAUUAGUGAAGUUCAAGUUGAUAUGAACUUGAAUAAAGUUUCACGACUGAAAGUUGAUUAUGAUUCUACGAGUUUAUACAAUACAAUGAAAGAAAUCGAUUUCAACGAAAAACUUAUCUUGUCGUAUUUGAGACUACAAAAGGAUACUAAUUGUAAUAGUACAUUAAUCUUCUGUGUUAGUAUUGAUCAUUGUUAUGAUGUUUGUUCUCAACUUCAAAGACAUGGAAUUAAUGCACAAUAUGUUACUGGUCAAACAUCGAAGACAGAAAGAGCUGCAAUAAUUGAGGAUUUUAAACUAGGUAAAAUACCAGUGCUAUGUAAUGUUCAAGUUUUUACUGAAGGUACAGAUAUGCCAAAUAUAGAUUCAUUAAUUUUAGCAAGACCUACAUUGUCAAGAUCAUUAAUGGUACAAAUGAUCGGUAGAGGUUUGAGAUUACAUAAAGGCAAAACUCAUUGUCAUAUUGUUGAUAUGGUUGACAUCACAAAACAAGGUAUUGAUGUGGUGCCGACUUUGGAAGGAGAAGAUUUGGCAAGUGCUAAAACUUAUAAAGAAGAAGAACCAGAGGAGGAGAAAGAAGAAGAAGAACUAAUAGAGAACCCGACUUGGACUGACAAUAAUAGAGAAAAGGCUAUAGCUCGAAUAUUGGAUUAUCAUAGAAAAGAAAUCGUUACAUUAAAAGAGCAAGACCGUGUAUUUUCUCCACCUGCUAUAUGGUUUCAAGAUAAUGAGAUUACUAAUAGAGUUUUACUAAAAGGUAAAUAUCCGUGGACUGUCAUUAAAAGUAAUUCCACUUGGGGGAUGCAAGGUAAAAAUGAUGAUUACUUUAUAUUAAACAAAGUCGUCAGAGAUGGUAAAUAUUUAUUUGAGGUACUGCAUCAUACUCAUCUGACUAAAAUUAAAAACAUCAUACAUACUAGUGAGAAUUUACUUAAUAUUUUCCAGUCUUUAAAUGAAAACUAUAAAGCUCAUAUGGAAUACGCUGAAAGGUCAAAUACAUUUGCAAGAAAAGCCAGUAAAAAGCAAGUUGCUUGGAUAAUGAUGUUAAUUGAUAAAAAGAUUGACUCGUUUAUGAGAAGGAAAAACGUGAGAAUUUCCAAAUUAGAGUUUUCAGAAUAUGUUUCAAAUGUUUUGCAAAAUGAAAGGCAAGCUUUAACUGGUAAAUUAAUUUUUGCUUUAAAGUAUCAAGGGGAAAAUGAAUAUGAAUUGAUUAAGUGUGCUCAAGUAUUAAAUAACGCGUAUAAAGUAUACAAUCUGUCCUAA